CACCUAACAAAUAAAAAAAAUUAGUUUAAGUUAUGAUUAAAACGUACUAAACUAUAUGACUAUAUACUUACAAAUACUUAAAUUAACUUUUUUUACAAGUAGGCUGUAGGCCGAACUAGCAGUAGUUAGCCCAACUCUACUGCUACUACUUUAGACUAAUAGUAGGCCCUUAUAACUUAUAAUUAUAACACUAUAAUAUAAUAAACACCACGGUGCUAGUAGUAUUAGUAUACUACUACUACUCACUACUAGUAGUAUACUACUAGUAGUAGUAGUAGGCUAAUUAGUACUAGUGGGUCUAUUCUAUUAAUUAUUAAUAUACUAUUACUAUUAUUUAAAUAGGCCGCCUAUGCUUCUACUUCUAAUACUUCUAUUAAUUAACUAUAUUAUUAGUAUUAGUAUCUAUUAGUAUUAAUUAAACUAUUAAUAUUAUAUAUAUAAGUAUAAGCCAUAAGCCAAUUAUAAUAUCUAUUUUUACUAGUAAUAGUAAAUAUUUUAUUUAGAAAUUACUAAUAAUUUAGUAGGCCUCAUUAGUAAUUACUAAUUACUGUAACUAUAGGCAUAUAGUAUAGUAUAGCAUAGUAUAAAUAGUAGUAUAUUAUUAUAGGUUAUCUAUUACAUUUCAGCCUAAUUUAUACUAUAUAAUGUAAUAUGUAAAAAAUAUAUAUUUUAAUUUUUCAAGUUAGGAGCAGAAACAAGUUCAUAAGAUAAAUACAAAGUAUGUCUUUGAUUUUACAAGCUAAAGCUUCACUUCGUCAAAUGAUAAAGCAACGAAUUAAUGGACUUUCUUCAUACGAAAAGGAUCAACAAUCAAAGAUUAUCAUGAAUCAGGCAAUUUUUUUCAAAUUUAAUUUAUCACCAUCCAUUGUCAUCCUAUUCUAGAACACUUUCUAUGACUAUGCACAAAUCAUAGGAUAUGACAUAAGUUAUAAGGCACUGUUCCUACAGAUUGUAACAGAUCAGGGCCAUAUGUGAGCACAUAGUUAUAAAAUCUAUAAUUUCACACAAAUGCAUUAUUGUAUUACCUCUAUCUAUCAUAUUCUAGAGUUACGAUAAUUUUAAACAUUUAAUUAUCAUAUAUAACUCCUUGACUUUCACUUUCUAUUUCUUGCUUUAAAAAAAAAUUAAAACUAAAAAAAAAAAAAUCAUUUCAACAGAAUCAGACUGGUCAUGGUGUCACCUUGCCAGAUGGCAUGUGGGCCCCCUUAACUUAAACAUAAGACCAGAUGGUUAGGAAAAUCCAAUUCUGCAACAAUUAUAUUUAGACAGUGAUGAUGCUGCUGUCAGUACCUUUGUAAAUCUAUUGACAAUCUUUCCAAUGAUGCAAGAUUCAGAAAAAGUUUGAUUCAAAAACAAAACAAGAAGCUAUUGUUAUAUUUUAAAGUUUUCUUAAGUUUCAAACCGUAUAGUCUGCAUUCACUUAAUUGUAUACAUUUUAUUAUUUGAAAUAACAUCCCUGUUAUCAAGCUAUUUACAGACAUAUAGAUUAGUCAGUUGAGAUAUGUUUACUGUAUGGUGUUGAGCAGAUUGAGCUACAAAACGUUGAAGAAACAAGGAGAACAUUUGAUUUUGACAAUGUUACAGCAAGACAUCUGAAUUUGUAAAUAAAAUAAAACAUUUAAUGACAAGAUUAUACAAUUGAAUACGGAUGAAAAUAAAAAAUUGGAAAUUGACUCUUUGGAAAUAGCAUAUGCCAGUUAAGGGGCAGAGUAAGAAGAAAAGAAUCUCAGAUGAGAGGAAAUUCCUCAAAUUCUUUUUUUUAAAUUUUGAGUAAAUGUGUUUAACCUAAUGAUGGACCACAUUGUCCAUUCACUAGUUUCAUGCUUUGGGUCUGUAAGAUGACAAUUUGAAGAUAUUGUUGCUACAAAUAAGAAAAGAUAAAAUAAUGUUGGAAUUGUUUUAAUUUACCUUGAAAUUUUAUGCAUUGAAUUUAUUACUUCAAGAUGUUGAGAAUAUGGUUUCCAGUUGCAAAAAGUGUCAAAUUCACAGCGCUUGUCCAUCUUCUGCAUUAAAAAUUGUGCCAUCAAACAGACUUCAUGGUGAGGCAUAUGAUAACAAUUAUGAACUUUAUAGAGUCAUCGAAGCACUAUCAGUUAAUUAAGUCCAAUAUAAAAGGACAUUUUCAAAACUAAAUAUCUUAAAGACAAGGCUAAGAAAGUCACUGUUCGAGGAGAACUUAGAAUGAUCCAUUUUACAAUCCAUUGAAAAAUUAUUGUUAGAUGAAUUAGGUAAUGUAGCAAUUAUUGACAAAUUUGCACAAUCAUCUAGUGCAGUGAGGUGAAUAGUUUUCUGUUUCAUUGUUCACAGCUAAUUAGCCCAAACAAUGGCACAUCUGCUAAAUUUCUACUAGCUUCCCUGAAAACCUAAAUUCAGGUACCGGUAUGCAUAAAAAUGCAUCCCUUCAAUAUAAGUUAAUAAAAAAAUAGCCCUUCCCUAGACCAUCCCCUCCCUUUUGCUUGGGAGCCUUUUGAACACUCGAUUUCCGCUUCAACGCACCUCACCUGGAUCAAAGUAAAAGAAAAAUUUAUUAAAAAAGGAGCACACUUCUCACUCAUUUAAUAAUUUACUGGGUUUCUGUUUGAAUUUUAAAAAAAAUGUAUUGACACUAAAAUUGUUUUUUGCUGCCGGUACAAAUAUAAAGAAUAUGCUAGAAUUAGAAUAAGCUAUACCGGUACAAAUUUUAGUGAGUCACAAAGAAGUAUGAAAAUAACUGGGUCACACAAAAAAAAGUGUUGGAAAUGUUGAGCUAGUGAAUACAAACUAAUGCUCUUAAUGAAGUGUACUGCAAGAAAUUAAAUAAGGUUUUGAAUUAGCUGCUAAAGUGUAAAAUGUACAAUACAAGCAACUUAUUCAAAAAUAUCCACUGCAUACUUAAGUUUUAGAAAUAUGCAGUAACUGUAUACUUUAUUUACUACAAAAAUAUACAGUCACUUCAUAAAAAUUGUUAUUUUUGUCCAUUUAUGACACUUUAUGUAAAAUUGUAUUUAUUUCUUAUAGUUUAGAGUGGGCCAACCUUGUCUCCUGCCUGGCAACCAAUGUUUUUAGACCCAGUCCUUCAUUGCAUUUCAAUAUUUCCAGAUAGCAUUGUUAUUUUCAAGUUGAUGUAAUUGUUAUUAUUCUUUUCUAAAAAUCUAAUUUUAAUCAAUGACUCUGGAUUAAGAGGUGUGCAGACAGUGUAGAAAAUGUUUUGGCUACUUAGCUGUGUUAUUGUGAUUUCCAUCAAACGAGGCUCUUUUCCUGAUUAUGUCCCAGACAUGUUUUUUACUUUAAACUUCUUACUCAUCACUUUUGCAUGAAUUAAGAGUUUUGGUCAAUUGACAUUGUGGAGUCUAUGGCAGUUAAUGGAUAUUUCCAAUAUCUUUCUAUAGAAUACUCAUUGAGUCUAAUAUAUCUAUGAUAUUUAUAUUUUUGUUUAUAAUUUAUUUGAAGAGUUUUUCUCAACUCUAUAAUUCGUAUUGCAUGAUUCCCAAAUCCUGGGUGGCUAAAUCAAAUUCUGGGUAUGAUUUGUCAAAAACCAAAAAAAAAUGCUGCCGAUUUCUUAUCUAAUUAUGAAGAUUAUUGUUUUCUAUUUUUAAUCAAUUGCUUUUAAAAUCUGAACAUUGAAAAUUUCAUCAAAUAUUUUCAACACUUUGCAAAGUUAAAGAACUUUUUUUUAAAAAACGGGCUAUAAAGGUUUGUUUCAAAUCUGAUAAAAUUUCUGAAAUUUUUUCUGCAUUCAGUCAUUACAUGUGGUCUUCUGCAACUACAACAAUAUAACUUUAAUGGCUGACAUUGAUACCGAAAGCUUGAAUAUUCGCUCUUGAUCUUAUAUUUUAUUUCAUCACAGAGUUUCAGUAACGUCAGAAUACAAGACACCAGAUUCCACUCUGAGGUUUUCAGGUUUUGUAAUAAAUUAACUAAUCAUAUUCAGUAGUUGUAUACUGUUUAGCUGAAAAUGAAUAGUUUGUUUUAGCUUUCUGUAAUAAAAUUCUUUUUUCUCUUGGACAAUAGGUGCUGUCUUUGGAAGAAUUCAAAAAAAGUCAAAGAAUCUCCAUUUACCUUUCCCUGAAGGAUGAAGUAAAUACUCUUCCUAUUUUACAAUAUAUGUUUAGCUCUGGGAAACAAUGUUUUAUUCCCCAUUUUGAAAAUCAAGAGAUGAUCAUGAUAAAAUUGGAAUCUUAUGAGGCAUAUGAACACCUGCCAGUAGCAAAUUCUUGGGGAAUCAAGCAGCCUUUAGUAUUUGACCAGUCUUUGGAUGCUAUUCAUUCAGGUAAGAAAAAUUAGAAAAAACUAAUAGAUAACAUGUUCACAGUCAGCCAAAAUUGAUUUUGAAAAUUACUUUAAAAUUCACAACCAAUUAAAUAAUUGUAUUUAUUAAUGUGAAGAUGUAUUUGUAUACAUUUCUUGCCCCUUUCUGUUCUUUACGUAUUUUUCAGAAAUCAUAGAUUAUUUAUAUUUUUCAGGAGGACUUGAUUUAAUAUUUAUGCCAGGUUUGGCAUUUACUAAAGAUGGUGCAAGAUUAGGACGAGGGAUGGGUUAUUAUGACAAAUAUCUACAAAAAUGUGAAGACAAUGGAAAACUUCCAAAAACAAUUGCAUUGAUUUUCAAAGAACAAUUAGUUGAUGAAGUUCCAACUUGGCAGCAUGACAAGUCUGUUGACAUGGUAUUAUUUCCAACACAGCAAGAAAUAGAUGAAUUAUUAAAAGAAAAUUUAUAAGAUGAAUAUUGAGAAUCUUUCCAUCACGGGUAAAUGAAUUAUAAAAUUUUAGAAAUUAAAUUAAGUUUUAAAUAAAUUUAAAAACUGAAAUUGGCAAUAAAAUUCUUUUUUAAAAAAACAAGUUUUUUAUACAUUUAGUAAAUUUUAUUUAAAAAAAAUGAUUUGUAUAAAAAUACUAAUACUAAUAGCUCACAGUUUGACAAACUCAUUGAUUUUUCUACAUCUUUUCUUUUUAUUUUGAAUGGAAAAUGUUGCACUAUAUUUUGGCAGCACUGAUAAAAUGUUGGUUAAAGUUUUUUUUUGUUUUAAUAUUCCAGAAUUGUAAAAUAUUUUCUUCCUUUUGCAGUUUAAAUGACUGUCAUUUUCAGUGAGAAAGAUGUGACAUAUAUUAUAUUUUCCUCAUUUAAUCAGUUGCCAAUUUAAGAAUAGAAAAAGCAUAUAAUAACAGUUUUGCUUUGUGCUUUAAUCCCUAUUCAGAGUUGAGCCAUGUGCUUUCAUGGAACCUAGCGUUCAUCAAUAACUAUUAUAAAUAAAUGUGUAAAUUAUUUUAGUGUUUUCUUGCUUUGUUAUGAAUUACAAAGUAAAUAUUAAUAUAAAUAUUUGUGCUGGAACUAAUUAAUCUUAAUGCCUAAUGCUUCCAAAAGUCCAGGUGAGCUAACAACAUUAUUCAUAUUUUCAUUAGCCUGCCUAAAUUAGGAUUUCAGGAUAUAAAUUGAGUCAUAACAUAGUUUAUAUUAUGCACUCUUUAAACACACCAGGAAGUGGGAUGCCUGUCAAUUCAAUUAAUUGCUUAACGUGUGUUGCCAGAAUGAGACAUUUUACAGCAGCAUUCAUCUUUUUAUGCACUUCAUGUAUCGGUAUUUGUAAUUCUUUUUCAUGAAAACAUUUUUCAGAUGGCCUCUUAAUCUUAUAAUGAAACAAUUGUUUUGUAAAUCCGUAAGAAGUUUUUAAUGUAAUAGUAAUUAUUAUGACUUGCAACUUUUGUAAGCAAAUUGAACAUUUUAUACAGUUUAAGGAAUGUGGAGUAGGAGGUGCUCAUUAUCCAUGAAGAGAUUAAUAUUAAAAUACAGCAGGGGUGUAGAACCUUUUCCUGACAAGGGCCAUUUGCAUAUUUAAUGCGGACCAUACAAAUUCAGGGCUGGCGCCCCAAGCCUUGAACCGCCAAGCACAAAACAUGUUUACACCCUGCCCCCAUAUAUUAUUUCCCCUUACAUAUACAGGGUGGAACAGAGAAAGUGAGAACAUCUCGAAACAAAGGGUUAUAUAAUUGAUUGAUUAGAAUGUUUUUGUCAUUGACAGUUGUAUGAAAAUUAUUACUCUAAUAAAAAAAAUGUUAACUCUGUUUUUCCUCUCCCCCCCCUGCUUCUCAAUGACUUAUUGCAAGCCUUGGCACCUUUUUAUGCUUCUGACAAAAAAUGCGAUUUUAUCACAUUUUUUGGGCCACGCUGUAGAGCAUGAACUGAAAAAAAUAUGAUGCAAAUUAAUAUUAAUAAAUAUUACUUCAUCAUCAAUUAUCUUUGGCGAUUAGUAACUGUUUUAAGAUUUACAUAUAUUAAUAUAAAAACUUAUAAAAGAAUUGGUUCUUUUAGCUAUAAAACUAUAAAUUGUUAAUGGAUUUAUAUAAAUUGACUACCAGUAAAGUUUUCCAGUACCAUACUUAAUGCAUUGUUCAAUAUAAUUUACUUAACAGAUAUGAUUAGAGUUAGCUGCAGUGCAAUAUAAACAUUGUGGGAACUAUGUGCUUAAAUCUUUUGUGUAAUUUACUUAAUAUGAUUUUUAAAAUGCUUAAAUAUAAGCUGCACAGCGCAAAAAUUUUGAAUAUUUUCUCAAACAUUGCAAUGUCAAUGUUUAAUUGGCUGCUGAAAUUAUUUUCUUACUGCUUCAUCUUAUAGCAUUGUUGAAAAUAACAAUCAUCUCACCCCUAAAUUGAUGGCUUGAACUGCUUCUCUUUGGUGAGGCCUGUAAUAUUAGCUGGUAUUGACAAUUUUGCUACUUGAAACUGAUUUUCCUUUUUUGCAUUGGUCAGUCUGGAGCGCACUCAACGCUAUUCGAUUUUAAGUUUUGAAAAGAAAUGCUGACAGCAGUAAGUUGUUCCAAACACAGAUGCAUGUUUCAUGAAGGUCUACGCCAAGUUGGCAAUUCUCAUUGCUUAUGUAACGGUUAUAGAACUCAAGCAGUGGGAAGUUUUGUGCAUAGCUUUUAACUCAUCAUCACAUUGCAGCUGAAUGAUUGGGUGUUGUGGGUUAUCAGGCAGAUCAGCUGGACUGAUAUUAAACGGUGUAUCAAAGAUGUUCGAUUCCAUUUGUUUUCUUUUAAUGUCUUUGAAUUUUUCAAUAACUCGCCAUCUUGCGGGUCCUUCAAAACGUACCGUUAUGAUUCACUUAUAUAAAUUUAUGUUGCUAUGGAAAAAAAAAUCUCCUAUAUUUAUUGGAUUUUUAAUUCCAAUGGCGGGCUGGACCAAAUAAUCUUGCAGCCUGCGGCCCGGACGUUCCCGACCCCUGAAAUACAGGAUACUUAAAUUUAGCAAAGAAAAUACAAUUCCUCAAACAUGCAUACCAUACCAGUAUUCAUUUUGUUGACAAGUU
Messenger RNA from Lymnaea stagnalis (great pond snail), 7281 nucleotides. The record is from the annotation of a GenBank genome assembly. NCBI's taxonomy places the organism in Eukaryota, Metazoa, Mollusca, Gastropoda, Lymnaeidae.